UUUAAAUUUUUGAAUGGAUAAUAUACUAUUGUUAAACUGUUAUGUGGUAAAAUAUGUGAACUAAUCAAAAAAGGCAUGCAGUUGACUGAAGUGUUGUGAAGUGAAGCAGCGCGCGGACAGCGGUGUGUUCAUGAUGGCGGCGGCGGCGGCGGAGGAAGAGAGCGGCGGCAGCAGUGACUCCGGGAGCACCGCGGAGGAGGAGCGCGUGCGGAGGCUCUUCCACACCUGCGACGGAGACGGAGACGGAUACAUUAACCGGAAUGAUCUGCUGAUGGUCUGCCGGCAGCUGAACAUGGAGGACUCGGUGGCAGAGAUCAUGGGGCAGCUGGGCGCAGACGAGCGAGGAAACAUCUCCUUCGAAGACUUCACUCGCUGCCGCAUGCAGCUGCUCAACGAGAUCCGCAAGGAGGAAGGCCAGCUUUCCCUGGUGUCCAGCGACUCGGAGGAGAGGAAACCUCACGAGUGUGUGGCCUCCAGCAGCGAGAACAGUCCAGGCGCUCGUGUAGACCUGCAGUCUCUGACACAAACACAUGCUCCGCAGCAGAGCUCACCGUUACUCCACAAACUCCUGGAGCCUUCGGCUGGACUUCACAAGCUCCUGUCCCGCGGCGGGAACUACCUGGAACUGACCAAUACUCUGCAUGUGGCUGCGCUGGCGUCUCUGAAGGGUGAUGUGGUGGAGCUCAACCAGCGGCUGCUGCAGACCGAGAGAGAGAGAGACUCACUAGAGAAGAGACUGGCCAAAGCACAGUGUGAGGAGUCUCAUUUGCUGCAGGAGAAUGAGGAUGUUCAGGAGAAAACGACACUGCGCUAUGAGGAGCGAAUUACAGAGCUGCACAGCAUCAUUGCUGAACUCAACAAGAAGAUAGACCUGCUGCAGGGAGCCACCAUCAGGGAGGAGGAUGAGUUUUCUGAGCUUCGCUCCGAUCUCAGUCACAGCCAGCUGGAAGUUAACGAGGACGACCAGAGCGUCGAUCAGGACCCCGACCAGGCGUCCAUCUCACUGCCUGAGAACCAGUCCACACUGGUCACUGCAGACAUGGAUAACUGCAGUGACCUGAACUGGGAGCUGCAGCGUGUUUUGACGGGUCUGGAGAGCGUCCUGUGCGGCCGUAAGAAGAGCACAUGCAGUCUGUCUGUGGCGGAGGUGGACAGACACAUCGAGCAGCUGACCUCGGCCAGCGAACACUGCGAUCUGGCCAUCAAGACGGUGGAGGAGAUCGAGGGCGCUCUAGGCCGUGACUUCUACCCCAGUCUGUGUGAGGAGCGAGUGCGCUGGGAGAAGGAGCUGGCUGGACUCCGGGAGGAGAACGAGAGCCUGACGGCGAUGCUGUGCCGUAAAGAAGAGGAUCUGAACCGCACCAAAGCCAUCGUGAGCGGCGUCCGAGAGGAGCGAGACCGUCUGCGCAGACGUGUGCGAGAGCUGCAGACGCGUCUCCAGACCGUCCAGCCCGGUGCUCCGUCCAGUCCUGGGCGUCUGACAUCAGCGGGACGUCCCAUCAACCCCAGCACCGGAGAACUCAGCACCAGCAGCAGCAGCAACGACAUCCCCGUCGCCAAAGUGGCGGAGCGAGUGAAGCUGUCAAAGACUCGCUCAGAAUCGCUGCCAGCGGAGAGAUCCGUCCUCGGCUCUGAAAUCAGCAGCAUCGGGGUGUCCAGUAAUGUGGCUGAACACCUGGCUCAUUCCCUUCAGGACUGCUCCAACAUCCAGGAGAUCUUCCAGACGCUCUACUCGCACGGAUCCGCCGUCUCCGAGAGCAAGAUCCACGAGUUCGAGGUGGAGACGGAGAGACUGAACAGUCGUAUCGAGCACCUGAAGUCUCAGAACGAUCUGCUGACCAUCACACUGGAGGAGUGUAAGAGCAACGCCGAGCGGAUGAGUAUGCUGAUGGGGAAAUAUGAGUCCAACGCCACCGCGCUCAGACUGGCCCUGCAGUACAGUGAGCAGUGUAUCGAGGCGUAUGAGCUGCUGCUGGCGCUGGCCGAGAGUGAACAGGGUCUGGUUUUGGGUCAGUUCAGAGCCGCUGGAGUCAGUGCUGUGGGAGAGCAGGCGGGUGAAGAGAGCAUCACACAGAUCCUGAAGAAAGCUCACGACAGCAGAAAGACGGCAGAGAUCGCUGCUAAAGAUCUCCUGACCCGUCUGGAUGGCAGCUGUGGAGCUGUGUUUGUGGUCAGCAGCUGUAGUGUCCAGCCCUGGGAGAGUCUCUCGUCCAACAGCCACACCAGCACCACCAGCUCGACGGCCAGCAGCUGUGACACGGAUUUCUCCAAAGACGACGAGCAGCGUCUGAAGGACUACGUGCAGCAGCUGAAGAACGACCGGGCGGCCGUCAAGCUGACCAUGCUGGAGCUGGAGAGCGUCCACAUCGACCCGCUGAACUACGACCUCAAACCCCGCGCAGACUCGCAGAGACUCGACCUGGAGAACGCCGUGCUCAUGCAGGAGCUCAUGGCCAUGAAGGAGGAGAUGGCGGAGCUGAAGGCGCAGCUGUAUCUGCUGGAGAAGGAGAAGAAAGCUCUGGAGCUGAAGCUGAGCACACGGGAGGCUCAGGAACAGGCGUAUCUGGUGCACAUUGAGCAUCUGAAGUCUGAGGUGGAGGAACAUCAGGAACAGAGACGGAGAUCGCUCAACUCCACCGGCAGCAGCGCUGGAGCCAAAGACAAGAGCGGGAAGGACUCUGGUGAUUCUCCAGCGGUCAGUCUGUGUGACCUGAGGAGUCUGAGCGACAGCGACCUCGCGGCGGAGCUCACCAGCGCCCUCAGGAGAGAGAAGAAGCUGAAGGGUCGUGUUCAGGAGUUGGUGGCAGCGUUAGAAAGACUCACUAAGAGCAGUGAAGUCAGACAUCAGCAGUCGGCAGAGUUUGUUAACGACCUGAAACGAGCAAACAGUAAUCUGGUGUCAGCGUAUGAGAAAGCCAAGAAGAAGCACCAGAACAAGCUGAAGAAGCUGGAGUCUCAGAUGAUGGCGAUGGUGGAGCGUCACGAGACGCAGGUGCGGAUGCUGAAACAGCGCAUCGCUCUCCUGGAGGAGGAGACGUCUCGACCGCACACCAGCGAGACCUCGCUCUGAACAAACACCUGUGCAAAACCACACAGAAGUCAUCGAUCUGGCAUCGGGAGCAUGAAACAAGACGUUUCUCAGCAUGCUCACGCUGCUCUUUUACACAAACGCAUCAUGAAACGAGGGCUCAGACGUGCUGGCUUUGUCAAGGAGGACAAAUACUGCUCAGUUUUUCCAAUUCAUGAUUAUGAGGUUCAGUUUUUAUUAUGAUGAACGGCAAAAAUCCUCAUAAUUCUUGGUAAUCUCAGAAUGACACGACACGAGAGAGUACAGCAGCACAGACUCGUCGCUGGUUUAGUUUAAUAAUUAUAUUUCAUAAUCACACAGUGUAGAGAAAUACGGUUUUGAGCAAUAAAUGAGAACGUCAUCUCAAAUGAAAAUUCUGUCAUCAUUUACCCAGUUUCCUAACAUCUGGUAAUCUGUGAUCAAUUUAUGAUCUAUAUGAUCCAUAAGGCCACAGAUGAUUUGUUACAACCACUUCCACAACUUAUUUAACAACUCGUCAGACAAAAUAUCUAUGUAUUAUUUAAUCUGUGAAGUCACUUUACAAUAAAGUCUCGUUUGUUAACGUUAUGAACUAAAAAUGAACAAUACACAUUUA
Carassius auratus (goldfish) is the source of this 3662-nucleotide messenger RNA. RefSeq names its product MCC regulator of WNT signaling pathway (gene mcc). Gene Ontology annotation, molecular function: calcium ion binding. The coding region runs from base 131 to 3070 and encodes 979 amino acids. NCBI's taxonomy places the organism in Eukaryota, Metazoa, Chordata, Actinopteri, Cypriniformes, Cyprinidae. The transcript is spliced from 19 exons. The record is from RefSeq and is a predicted model, not a curated record.